AUGGCGAUCGGCGGCCUCUCUGCGGCUCUUCAAGUCGGUGCGAGGGAGAUGCUGGAGGGCGUGGCACCCAGCCUCUGCACGGACGACGUGCCCGACUGCAAGGAGUGGGCGGCGUCCUCUGCAUGCCUGGAGAACCCGUUUUACACACGGGAGCAUUGCGCCAAGUCGUGCGGAGUGGGCGCCUGCGCCCGCAGCGUCAAGGGAGGACGAAUUGGAGGUUAUGCAACGAUGGCUGCAACUCGACAAUAUGCCACACAGUUCUAUGGAACUCGCGAUGUUGCAGACGGGCACUUCAGAUGGGAUGUUUCCAUGGGGGAUUAUGCAAUAGAAGGACAGAAGCUGAGGGGUGACCCAUGGCUGAUGUUGAGCUCCCUUGGUGUGGGGACAUACCUUGGAGCAGAAGAUGAGCAGACAGACAAGGAUGUGACGGCGGCGAUUCUGCAGUCCUUGUCAAGAGGAUGGAAUGUCAUUGACACAGCCAGCAAUUAUCGACAUGGCCGAGCUGAAAGAUGUGUUGGGGAGGUGUUCAGGGCAUUGCAUCACGUCAAAAACCAAGGAUUGAGAAGGGACAGCAUCUUCCUUUCCACCAAAGCUGGAUUCAUAUCUGAUGCGCUAAGGGACAAGCUCAUGAAGGAGAGCAAGAUAGUUCAAAGCGACUUGGCACAGGGCGUUAACUGUAUUCAUACAGAAUGCAUACGAGCUUCUCUGCAGGAGAGUCUGGAAAACAUGGGGAUUCGAACGGUUGACCUGCUGUACUUGCACAAUGCUGCGGAGACUUAUAUCCCUGCGAUUGGAAGACCAUCCUUUUUUGCGCUUUUAAGGAAGGCUUUCAUCGAAUUGGAAGACCUCAAGCGACAAAACCACAUUCGAUCCUAUGGGUUGGCGACUUGGAAUUGUUUCAGAACACGCCCAGGCGAUAGAUUGUAUCUGUCUUUGGAGGAAGUCGUCGAAUUAGCUCGCGAGGUGGGAGGAAGAAAUCAUGGCUUCCGAUAUAUACAACUCCCGAUUAGCUUGACAAUGGAUGAAGCCUGGAGCCAGUCGUGGCAGACAGUUAACGGCAGGAGUGCCAGUUUGAUGGAAGCAGCGGCGGAAUUGGGCGUUGGAGUCUUCGCGUCUGGACCGUUGCAGGAGGGAGAUCUGCUGAAAGCAGAAGUGAAUGGCGCCAUACGCGUUCCUGAGUGGCCUGCCCUCAGCACGGCCCAGGUCCUCCUUCAGAUAUCUAGAAGCACGCCAUACCUCACAGCAACACUUGUCGGCCACAAGACGCUUGCACAUGUGGCACAGAACACCGAAGUGGCUUUUGUGCCUCCCUUGGACAACGCGACGUUUCAUCUGUUGAUGGGCAAUCUCAAGCUGGAGCAACACGCCUGA
Messenger RNA from Ostreobium quekettii, 1371 nucleotides. The record is from the annotation of a GenBank genome assembly. Lineage: Eukaryota; Viridiplantae; Chlorophyta; Ulvophyceae; Bryopsidales; Ostreobiaceae.